Molecule: messenger RNA, 1104 nt
Organism: Caenorhabditis remanei
Lineage: Eukaryota; Metazoa; Nematoda; Chromadorea; Rhabditida; Rhabditidae
Exons: 6
Coding region: 1-1104 (367 amino acids)
Biological process (GO): signal transduction; peptidyl-serine phosphorylation
Cellular component (GO): cytoplasm; nucleus
Molecular function (GO): ATP binding; protein serine/threonine kinase activity
Source: RefSeq, a predicted model, not a curated record
AUGUCCGUUCCGAAAACGCCAAAAAGUGGUGAGAAGGAAGAGAAGACUGGUGAUAAGGAGAAGGAUAAGAAAGCGGAGCAAGCAAAAGCUCUAAAGAAAACUCAGGAUCAGGAUAUGCCACGUUUCGAAAAGGGAGGCGAGACUGAGAUAAAGACGGUGAAAGAUUCGUAUGAGAUCAUUGCUGAACUCGGCAGAGGAUCAUUCGGUGCAGUGUUCUCUGUAAUCCGGCAGUCUGAUCAACAUGUGUUCGCUUUGAAAUGUGAAUCCGUCCAUAUGAAACGAGCAAUGCUCCCAAACGAAGCAACCGCACUCAUCGCUUUGAACAUGCUCAAAUCUCCGCAUUUCGUAGAAAUGAUUGAUCGGGGAACUGUUGAAAACCGAUUCCUUUUCGUUGUCAUGAAAUGUGUUGGAAGAAAUUUAUGGGAUAUUCGAAUGGGUCUAGACGAUAAGAGAUACACGUUGACGACGAUAUUGAGGAUCGCCGAGCAGACGUUGGCAGCGUUGAGAGAUUUGCAUAGGGUCGGUUACCUGCAUCGUGACAUCAAACCUCCAAAUUUCGCCGUCGGAAGAGAUGGAGAAGACGACUAUCACACUAUCUAUAUAUUGGAUUUCGGACUCUGUCGAAGGAUUGCGACGAAGGGAAAAGAUUUGAGAAUACCAAGAGUGGAGUGCGCAUUUCGUGGAACUACCAGAUAUGCAUCAUUGGCUGCACAUAACGGAAAAGAGCAAUCCCGCAAAGACGACCUGGAAUCUUGGUGGUACAUGAUCACCGAAAUGAUCAAUCACGAUAUUCCAUGGAAGCAACUACGAGAUCGCGAUGAAGUGGCAAAAGUCAAAAAUCGGUUACGGGAAGAUGAGGAAUUUAUGAAAAAACUGUUCAACCAACGCUGCUACCCAGAAAUGAAGACAAUCCUUACAUAUUUCGAUCAGUUGGAAUAUAAAAGUAUUCCGGAUUACGAUUACGUUUUCAAUUAUAUCAGAUCUUGUGCUAUUGGUAACAAAUGUAAUUUGAAUGCUCCGCCCGACUGGGAUCCCAAUGCCAAGGAGUAUCGAGGACCGGUCUACAAGCUUGGUGAACCAUAUAUUGUGAAAGCUUUGGAGUAA